Ilex paraguariensis (yerba mate) is the source of this 531-nucleotide messenger RNA. Lineage: Eukaryota; Viridiplantae; Streptophyta; Magnoliopsida; Aquifoliales; Aquifoliaceae. The record is from the annotation of a GenBank genome assembly.
AUGGCUCUCCUAGCUCGAAACGCCCAACGCAUAGCUCUAGUGGCCUCGUCCCAACGGGCCGCAACAAUCCACACAACCCUCCCAACUCUAUCUCAACCACCGUCUUCGCCGACCUCCUAUGCCCAGGCCCCACCGCCGUCUACUUCGUCGCCGACUGGGCUUCCGAAGGCUGCCGAGUACGUGAUUUCCAAGGUCGACGAUCUGAUGAACUGGGCCCGCCGUGGAUCCAUCUGGCCUAUGACCUUCGGGCUCGCUUGCUGUGCCGUCGAGAUGAUGCACACCGGCGCGGCCAGGUACGAUCUGGACAGGUUUGGGAUUAUUUUCAGGCCAAGCCCUAGACAGUCCGAUUGUAUGAUUGUUGCCGGCACUCUCACCAACAAGAUGGCCCCUGCCCUUCGCAAGUACGUUUCUCCAUCCUCUCAAUUUUGUCUGUAUAUUGUAUUCUAUCGCAUUUUUGGAUUUGUUUUGAUCGGGAAGGAGAAGAUAAGGAGGGGAAGAGAAAAGGAGAUUAGGGCAAGAAUAAUAGUCUAA